GCUCACUUCUAUAGAUCUCUGUGGGAAGAGCCACAGCCCCAUCCCUCCAACCUCAGGAGAAGAGAAGCCGCAGCCUGAUGGUGAGCCGAAUGGGCUGGGGGGGGAGCAGGGGGCGGCUGGGGCACUGGGGAGAGCUGGGGCCUGGCUCAGUGCCCCUGCUCCCUGUGCCCCUGCUGCCCCCUACUCCUCCGCGUCGAAGACCUGGGGGAGGGAGGGUCUCCUUCUUCUCUCUGUCCCCUACCCCUCGUACAAGAAGCUCCUCCUCCUCACCAUUCCCUCCUGCCCUGGGGUCCUCCUGCCCAGUGCUGCAGGGGACAGAGGCCUCUCAGCCUGGCCACAGUGCCCUCCCCAUCCCAGCUACCCCCCCAACACAGGCAAGACCUGCAUCGACACCCGCAUCUGCUUCCUCCUCCUGGGGAUCCCACUCCACCCCACCCCUGGCCUCUGUCACUCCCCCUCCCUCACGCCGGUGCCCCCAGGACCCUCCUGGGCUGCGGAUAGGCCCUCUGAUCCCUGAGCAGGAUUAUGAGCAGCUGGAGGACUGUGACCCUGAGGGGUCCCAAGACUUACCCCUCCAAGGGGAGGAGCAGCAGCCCCUACUUCAUGUGCCUGAAGGGCUCCGGGGCUCCUGGCACCACAUUCAGAACCUGGACAGCUUCUUCACCAAGAUCUAUAGCUACCGCCAGCGAAGUGGCUUUGCCUGCAUCCUGCUGGAGGAUGUCUUCCAGCUGGGACAGUUCAUUUUCAUUGUCGGCUUCACAACCUUCCUUCUUCGAUGUGUGGAUUACAAUGUUCUCUUUGCCAACCAACCAAAUAACCGCACAAGGCCUGGGCCAUUCCACAGCAAAGUGAGCUUGUCAGAUGCCAUCCUAUCCUCAGCCCAGUGUGCAGAGAGGAUUCAUGCCAGCCCCCUGCUGGUCUUCCUCCUGGUCCUGGCUGCUGGCUUCUGGCUGUUCCAGUUGCUUCGCUCAGUUUGCAACCUCUUCAGCUACUGGGACAUCCAGGUGUUUUACAGGGAGGCUCUGCACAUCCCCCAGGAGGAGCUCAGCUCCGUGCCCUGGGCGGAAGUGCAGUCCCGCCUUCUGGAGCUGCAGAGGAGCGGGGGGCUAUGCGUGCAGCCUCGGCCGCUGACGGAAUUGGACGUCCACCAUCGCAUCCUGCGUUAUACCAACUACCAGGUGGCGCUGGCCAACAAGGGCCUGCUGCCCGCCCGCUGCCCGCUACCCUGGGGAGGCAGUGCGGCUUUCCUCAGCCGCGGCCUGGCCUUCAACAUCGACCUGCUUCUCUUCCGUGGUCCCUUUUCGCUCUUCCGUGGAGGCUGGGAGCUGCCUGAUGCCUACAAGCGCAGCGACCAGCGGGGCGCCCUGGCCUCGCGCUUGGGGCGCACAGUGCUGCUGCUGGCUGCCGUCAACCUGGCGCUGAGCCCUCUCGUGCUGGCCUGGCAGGUGCUACACGCCUUCUACAGCCACGUGGAGCUGCUGCGACGCGAGCCCGGCGCGUUCGGGGCGCGCCGCUGGUCCCGCCUGGCGCGCCUGCAGCUGCGCCACUUCAACGAGCUGCCACAUGAAUUGCACGCGCGCCUGGCCCGCGCGUACAGGCCAGCAAUGGCCUUCCUGCGCGCCGCGGAGCCCCCGGCGCCCCUGCGCGCGCUCUUGGCUCGCCAGCUCGUCUUUUUCUCUGGCGCGCUCUUCGCAGCGCUGCUGGUGCUCACCAUCUAUGAUGAGGACGUGCUCGCAGUAGAACACGUACUCACCACCAUGACUGCGCUCGGGGUGACAGCCACCGUGGCCAGGUCUUUCAUUCCGGAAGAGCAGUGCCAGGGGCGUCCCCCGCAGCUCCAGCUGCAGGCCGCCCUGGCGCACAUGCACUACCUCCCAGAGGAUCCCAGCGCUGGCGGCAGGGCCAGUGCCUACGGGCAGAUGGCGCAGCUACUGCAAUACCGAGCGGUCUCUCUCCUGGAGGAGCUCCUGUCCCCACUCCUCACCCCGCUGUUUCUGCUUUUCUGGUUUCGCCCUCGUGCAUUGGAGAUUAUUGACUUUUUUCAUCACUUCACUGUGGAUGUGGCCGGGGUUGGGGACAUCUGUUCAUUUGCUCUUAUGGAUGUGAAGCGCCAUGGCCACCCUCAGUGGCUCUCGGAGGGACAGACAGAAGCCUCCCUGUCUCAGCGUGCAGAGGAUGGAAAGACUGAGCUCUCCUUGAUGCGCUUCUCGCUGGCACACCCACAAUGGCGUCCACCAGGGCACAGCUCUAAGUUCCUUGGGCACCUUCGGGGACGGGUACAACAAGAUGCAGCUGCCUGGAGUGCUACCUCCACUCGAAGCCCCCCAACUCCAGGGGUGCUCAGCAACUGCACCUCACCUUUGCCAGAGGCCUUCCUGGCCAACCUCCUGGGGAAUCCGUUUCUACCUCCAAGGGACUUGAGCCCCACAGCCCCCUGCCCAGCUGCCGCCACAGCCAGCCUUCUUGCCUCCAUUUCCCGCAUUGCUCAGGACCCCAGCUGUGUGUCCCCAGGAGGCACUGGGAGCCAGAAGGUGACCCAGCUCCCAGAGCUUGCUUCUGCUGAGAUGAGUCUCCAUGCCAUCUACCUACACCAGCUUCAUCAUCAUCAGCAGCAGGAACUGUGGGGCGAGGCUUCAGCCUCCUCCCCAUCCAGGCCCUGGUCUAGUCCCUCACAGCCAGCCUCGCCCGAUGAGGAGAAGCCAUCCUGGUCCAGUGAUGGCUCCAGUCCUGCCUCCAGUCCCAGACAGCAGUGGGGAACCCAGAGGGUCCGGAAUUUGUUCCAUAGAGGGUUUCAAGAGACCACAGACACCCUGAAGGAGCCUGGCCAGGUCCCCAGCACUGACUGAACAGACUCUUCAGGUUCCUGGCUUCUCCAGCUACAGGAGAUUGUGGAUGGGUGUCAUGGAAGGACACACAGAGCCCUACAGACGACAGUCCAGGAUGCUUUAGUUGGGCAGAACCUGGGGGUCAAUAAGGAACUGGCCCCAGAAAACAGGAAAAGAGUAGGAAAGGAGGUGAUGCCUGUGGUAUGGGGAAACCAGUCUAAGGAAUAGUCCCCAUAUAAAGGGGCUAAAGGACAGUGCCCCAACUGGCUGUCUUAGAGCAGUUAUCUGGGAAGAAGUUCUCUGAUAACAAGAUGGAGUUCAGGGGCCCAGAUGGAGAUCAGGCUAAGUAUUAGAAAGACAGUGAGGAAUGUGGUCUGCAAGGCAGGGGGUUCUUCCCUCUGGGGGAAAGGAGCCUCCCCUUUAGGUUCCCAUAAGACUUGGGGAAAAUGGGGCCUUGUGUGUGGAAAAACUAGGGAGGGCUGAUCUUUUGGACUUCAGCAUUGAGGAAGUAGGUGUGGCUUCUUAUCCUGUGUGAAGUAAGCAGUAAAAAUUGCUCAUAGCUGUGUGACAGUAGUCUCUGGCAUGCCCCACUCCUGGCAGCUGAGGGCUGCAUCUGCUUUCUCAAUAAAGAGCAACAGAACAACA
This is a messenger RNA of Marmota flaviventris (yellow-bellied marmot), 3470 nucleotides long. NCBI's taxonomy places the organism in Eukaryota, Metazoa, Chordata, Mammalia, Rodentia, Sciuridae. The record is from RefSeq and is a predicted model, not a curated record.